Messenger RNA from Odobenus rosmarus divergens (Pacific walrus), 3287 nucleotides. It is a transcript of the gene ATP2A3, whose product is annotated as ATPase, Ca++ transporting, ubiquitous. The record is from RefSeq and is a predicted model, not a curated record. NCBI's taxonomy places the organism in Eukaryota, Metazoa, Chordata, Mammalia, Carnivora, Odobenidae. Gene Ontology annotation, cellular component: membrane. Gene Ontology annotation, biological process: intracellular calcium ion homeostasis; calcium ion transmembrane transport. Gene Ontology annotation, molecular function: ATP hydrolysis activity; ATP binding; P-type calcium transporter activity. Bases 174 to 3173 code for a protein of 999 amino acids. The transcript is spliced from 21 exons.
AUCCUGGCGCUGGCCUCCGAAGCCGCUGCCGCCACUGCCGUCGGGGAAGGUCCCAGCGCUGACAUGACCUCGCGCGGCGCUCGCCCGGGCCCAAGCUCCCGGCGUCCCGCGCAGUAGCCCCGCGAAGAGGCGGACUCGACGGUGCCGACCGCGUAGAAAAUCAGGCGGCCGGCAUGGAGGCGGCGCACCUGCUCCCGGCCGCCGACGUGCUGAACCGCUUCUCGGUGAGGGUCGACAGCGGCCUGAGGCCGGAGCAGGUGUCUGGCGCGCGGGAGCGCUACGGCCCCAACGAGCUCCCAACUGAGGAAGGGAAGUCCCUGUGGGAGCUGGUGCUGGAGCAGUUUGAGGACCUCCUGGUGCGCAUCCUGCUGUUGGCUGCCCUGGUCUCCUUUGUCCUGGCCUGCUUUGAGGAGGGUGAAGAGACAGCAACAGCCUUCGUGGAGCCCCUGGUCAUCAUGCUGAUCCUCGUGGCCAAUGCUGUCGUGGGCGUAUGGCAGGAACGCAAUGCUGAGAGUGCCAUUGAGGCCUUGAAGGAGUAUGAGCCUGAGAUGGGCAAGGUGAUCCGCUCAGACCGCAAAGGUGUGCAGAGGGUCCGUGCCCGGGACAUCGUCCCUGGAGACAUCGUGGAGGUGGCAGUGGGGGACAAAGUACCCGCCGACCUCCGCCUCAUCGAGAUCAAGUCCACCACACUGAGAGUGGACCAGUCCAUCCUGACAGGUGAAUCUGUGUCUGUGACCAAGCACACUGAUGCCAUCCUGGAUCCCAGAGCUGUGAACCAGGACAAGAAGAACAUGCUCUUCUCUGGCACCAAUAUCGCUUCGGGCAAGGCCCUGGGUGUGGCGGUGGCCACAGGCCUGCGCACGGAGCUGGGCAAGAUCCGGAGCCAGAUGGCGGCGGUGGAGCCGGAGCGGACGCCACUGCAGCGCAAGCUGGAUGAGUUCGGGCGGCAGCUGUCCCGAGCCAUCUCUGUGAUCUGUGUGGCCGUGUGGGUCAUCAACAUCAGCCACUUUGCUGACCCAGCCCAUGGCGGCUCCUGGCUCCAUGGCGCUGUCUACUACUUCAAGAUUGCUGUGGCCCUGGCCGUGGCUGCCAUCCCUGAGGGCCUUCCGGCCGUUAUCACUACCUGCCUGGCUCUGGGCACACGGCGCAUGGCACGCAAGAAUGCCAUUGUGCGGAGCCUGCCCUCCGUGGAGACCCUGGGCUGCACCUCAGUCAUCUGCUCCGACAAGACUGGCACACUCACCACCAACCAAAUGUCCGUCUGCCGGAUGUUCGUGGUAGCCGAGGCCGAAGCAGGCUCCUGCCAUCUGCACGAGUUCACCGUCUCAGGCACCACUUAUGCCCCGGAGGGCGAAGUGAGGCAGGCGGAGCAGCUUGUGCACUGUGGGCAGUUCGAUGGGUUGGUGGAGCUGGCGACGAUCUGUGCCCUCUGCAACGACUCGGCGCUGGACUACAACGAGGCUAAGGGCGUGUAUGAGAAAGUAGGAGAGGCCACGGAGACGGCUCUGACUUGCUUGGUGGAGAAGAUGAAUGUGUUUGACACCAACCUACAGGCCCUAUCCCGGGUGGAGCGAGCCAGUGCCUGCAAUGCGGUCAUCAAGCAGCUGAUGCGUAAGGAGUUUACCCUGGAGUUCUCCCGAGACCGGAAGUCCAUGUCAGUGUACUGCACGCCUACUAGCCCUGGCCUGGCAGCCCAGGGCAGCAAGAUGUUUGUGAAGGGGGCUCCUGAGAGUGUGAUCGAGCGCUGCAGCUCAGUCCGAGUGGGAAGCCACACAGUACCCCUGACUGCCACCUGCAGGGAGCAGAUCCUGGCCAAGAUUCGGGAUUGGGGCUCAGGCUCAGACACGUUGCGCUGCCUGGCGCUGGCCACUCGGGAUGCACCCCCAAGGAAGGAGGACAUGCAGCUGGACGACUGCAGCAAGUUUGUGCAGUACGAGAUGGACCUGACUUUUGUGGGCUGCGUGGGCAUGCUGGACCCUCCAAGGCCUGAGGUGGCUGCUUGCAUCGCACGCUGCCACCAGGCCGGCAUCCGUGUGGUCAUGAUCACAGGGGACAACAAAGGAACAGCUGUGGCCAUCUGCCGCCAGCUUGGCAUCUUCAGGGACACAGAGGACGUGGUGGGGAAGGCCUACACAGGUCGCGAAUUCGACGACCUCAGCCCUGAGGAGCAGCGCCAUGCCUGCCGCACAGCAUGCUGUUUCGCCCGUGUGGAACCUGCACACAAGUCCCGAAUCGUAGAGAACCUACAGUCCUUUAAUGAAAUCACCGCCAUGACCGGAGACGGGGUCAAUGAUGCCCCGGCUCUGAAGAAAGCAGAGAUUGGCAUUGCCAUGGGCUCUGGCACAGCUGUGGCCAAGUCAGCAGCCGAGAUGGUGCUGUCAGAUGACAACUUUGCCUCGAUCGUGGCCGCGGUGGAGGAGGGACGUGCCAUCUACAACAACAUGAAGCAGUUCAUCCGCUACCUCAUCUCCUCCAAUGUGGGCGAGGUGGUCUGCAUCUUCCUCACGGCAAUUCUGGGCCUCCCGGAAGCCCUGAUCCCUGUGCAGCUGCUUUGGGUGAACCUGGUGACAGAUGGGCUACCUGCCACAGCCCUGGGCUUUAACCCACCAGACCUGGACAUCAUGGAGAAGCUGCCGAGGAACCCUCAUGAGGCCCUCAUCAGCGGCUGGCUCUUUUUUCGAUAUCUGGCUAUUGGAGUGUACGUGGGCCUGGCCACAGUGGCUGCCGCCACCUGGUGGUUCCUUUAUGAUGCCGAGGGACCUCACGUCACCUUCUACCAACUGAGGAACUUCCUGAAGUGCUCCAAGGACAACCCACUCUUUGCUGACAUCGACUGCGAGGUCUUCGAGUCACGCUUUCCCACAACCAUGGCCUUGUCUGUGCUGGUGACCAUUGAAAUGUGUAAUGCCCUCAACAGUGUCUCAGAGAACCAGUCGCUGCUGCGGAUGCCGCCCUGGCUGAACCCUUGGCUGCUGGCCGCUGUGGCCACGUCCAUGGCCCUGCACUUCCUCAUCCUACUGGUGCCGCCCCUGCCUCUUAUUUUCCAGGUGACCCCACUGAGUGGGCGCCAGUGGGUGGUGGUGCUCCAGAUAUCUCUGCCUGUCAUCCUGCUUGAUGAAGCCCUCAAGUACCUGUCCCGGAACCACAUGGAUGAAGAGAAGGACCAGAAGUGAAUGCUGGGAACAGGGUGGAGUCUCCAGUGUGUACCUCAGACUGAUGAUGCCCAGGCCUUCACCCCGACUCUCCACACCGCCGUCACGCUCAUCGCUUGCUCACUGGGCCCUGCC